Molecule: messenger RNA, 5691 nt
Organism: Daphnia carinata
Lineage: Eukaryota; Metazoa; Arthropoda; Branchiopoda; Diplostraca; Daphniidae
Gene: Blimp-1
Product: PR domain zinc finger protein 1-like
Exons: 7
Coding region: 507-4028 (1173 amino acids)
Biological process (GO): regulation of transcription by RNA polymerase II; cell fate commitment
Cellular component (GO): nucleus; cytoplasm
Molecular function (GO): RNA polymerase II cis-regulatory region sequence-specific DNA binding; DNA-binding transcription repressor activity, RNA polymerase II-specific; histone deacetylase binding
Source: RefSeq, a predicted model, not a curated record
GAAGAAGGUAGCCCAUCUGUGUUUAUGAUGGGGGACCGACCUUGGUUGACCCGACAGACCCCCAAGAAGAAAGAAAAAAAAAAAGAAGGAAAAGGGAAGUGGAUUUUUGUGAAAAAAGGGAGAACUAUAUUGGAGUUCAUUGGCCUGAUUGAAGGUAACACACCUACGUACACCGACUACCACCCAAACUCGACAGUGGACGAGAUCGAACCUGGAAUUGUUGCCCAUUUAAAAAGUGAAUUCUUCGAGACGAGAACAGCAGUCGCCAAAAAGUGCCUCCCGCAGCAGCUCAUCGUUUCCAUGACGAAAGUCGUUCAUCUCAGGAAUUAUAACCAGACCUACAACAACUGACUGACUGACUGUACCCACAAUUUUAUCACGACAUUGACGCAAUUUUUUUAUUGUCUUCCUCCAAAAAAAAAACAAACAAACAAACUUCGACUUUUGACGCAAAGAACUUGCGUGCUGAGCUGACGGUGUCGCGUGAUCAUGAACAGUUCUUAAACAUGUCCAAUCAAGGAAAGAGAAUGGAAGAAGGCGCUUGGGAUUUAGCCGAAUUGGCCGAGGAGGAUUUUGAGCAGCUGGCCGUGUACAUCGUGCCGGACGCGGACGUGAAACCAGCGAGCACCAGCAACGCCCCCGUCAACAGAGCCGAGACGUCUCUGCCCAGGAAUUUGGCUCUGAAGCCGAGCCAGGCCUUGUCCGACGUCCUGGGCGUCUGGAGCAGCGACUACAUUCCCCGCGGCACCCGAUUCGGCCCAUUGGUCGGCGACAUUUACGCCAAGGAUCACGUGCCCAAACACGCCAACCGCAAAUACUUUUGGAGGGUCUACAACAACAGCGAAGUUUUUUACUACAUCGAUGGCUACGACACGGCCAAAGCCAACUGGAUGCGAUACGUCAAUCCGGCCUAUUCCAGCGAGUCGCAGAACCUCAUCGCCUGCCAGUACAAGAUGAACAUUUAUUUUUACACCACAAAGCCCAUCCUGCCCAAUCAGGAGCUCCUCGUCUGGUACUGCAAGGAAUUUGCCGAGAGGCUCAACUACCCCGUCACUGGCGACUUGAUGCUCCAGCGGAUCCGCCAGCAAGUGCAGCAGAACGACGAAGACGGAUCGGACACGGAACAAUCGGCCCCCGAGAUCAAGAAACCCAACGUCGACGAUGAAUCGAUGAGUCCGGCGGAAGGUGCCGAAGAUGUCAAAGUCAAACAACAACCUCAUAAGAAACUGCCGGCCGAUACGACGGGGCUGGCCAAAGAGACGGACCAGCCCAGCAGCAAAGAGGCGGCUCUUGCCGUUGACACGACACGUCGCGAUCACGGUGAAAAUGCGCAUCAAAACCACCAACUGACGCCCACGACGGAAGGCUCGGUCCGCUCGGACGAGGGCUACCACAGCAACGGAUACCACGACGACGCCCUGACGCCGCCCGAAGAUUCCAGCGAUUCCGACAACGACAAUUACGUCCUCGAUUUCAGCCGGAAACCUUCAUCCUCUUCCACCUCUUCGCCAGCGGCUGGUCCGGCUGCCGGUCAGCCCAGUUCGACCAGUCGAUUAAGUCCGUUGGCGGAGGAGCCCGUACCUCAACAGGGUUCCCCUCAAUCGGACAGCCGUGGCAGUCGCAGCACCAACGAGUACCGCAAAGUCAAAAUCAAGAUGCCUAAAGCCUACCAUUACCGGCACAGCAGCAUCAGCGAGGAGCGCGAACAAGUCCCGUCGCGCUCUUCCGCCCACCAUCGACUCGUCGCUGCGACGCAAUCGCCUCCGCAACUACAACAACAACAUUCGCCUCCGGUGACCCAGUCGGUGGUCAAAACUGCCCCGCUAGUGGCCCAACUCUCGCCCGUCGCACCGUUGCCGCUCAGCCCUCGCUUCCGGCGCAGUCAUCCGCCUACGCUUCAUCCGCAAUCUUAUUCGCCGGAACCGAUGGAUUACGAAGAACAUCAUCAUCAUCGCCAUCGCGAUCAUGCCGAUCAUCGUAUCAAUUACGAUCGCUCGCGUUCGCCUUCCGGCCGGGAAGCUGUCCCCCCUCCUCCGGCUGUCAACUCUUUGCUGAGCAACGGAAGCAUUUUGGAGAGCAUUCUGUUGAGGCGCCAAGGGAACACCAACGCCACGGCGGCGGUCGUAGCGGCCGCGGCCGCCGUGGCCAAGAAGGAAAGCGGGGCGGAGCUGCUGCGGCAGGAAUACUACGACGAAGUGUACCAUCGCGAGCGAUUUAAGGAGGCCGUCCAAGUCAUUGUGGCCAACGAGUCUCAUCCCAAACCGGAUUCGUCGGCCGGAUCUUUGCCUGCCGCUCCAGCGACGUUGCCACCUCCUCCGCCUUCUUCGUCGGCUCAUCAUCGAUCGUCGCCUUCAUCUUCCCACCUGCUCCUAGCGCCGUCGACGACAGUGCCCGUGGCCAUUUCCACGGUCGUUUACCCGCCGUACAAGAAACUGCAUCGCUACAACAUUCCCAGCGGAGCGGACGUGCGCGAUCUCCUCAGCAGCAAGGAUCCCAACCAUCUCAGCCCGGAUUCCAGCUGUUCGACGACAGCCGUCAAUAAAUCCAUUCGCAACGAGUCGAACAGCUCGCCAUCUAGCGGUGGACAACAGCAACAUCAUCAUCAUCAUCAUCUCCACCACCUCAGCGGACAUCAUCCGUCUCACGGAUCACAUCCGUUCAAUAGCCGCAGCCCGCAACCGUCGCAGUCUCAUCAGUUCCACAGCAGCAGCAGCAAUGGAUCCAACAGCCGAUCGGCUCCAUCACCUCAUCACCAUCCGAAUGAGUCCGGAAAUGGCGGAAGCUCCGGCGGCAGUUUGCUGUACAACGUGAACAACGUUGCGCAAAUGUUCUCGUCGGCCCAUUUCAACAUGUACGCUUACGGUGGAGCUGGAUCCAAUGCAUCUCCGUCCGGUGGGGGCGGUAGUAGUCACAACGUCGGUGGUGCUCAUCCGCUGGCGUCUUCGUCGUCCUCUUCAUCCGGUGCUCACAUUCAUCCUCACAUUCCGAUGCCGCACAGUCCAGCGGCGUCUGCCGCGUCUUCGUCCGGAGGCAACGGCGGAGAUCGAUGCGGUCAUCGCGAUCCAUCCGAAUCAUCCGUCCGAUCGGCCGCCUCCUCUCUCAGUCCCAAUUACAGCCAAGCCUUGCACUGCCACACGUCGCCCGGCAGCGGCUCGUUGUCGCCCAUCGGCUCGGGCAGUCCGUCUCCGGGCAGCCAGGGCCGCGGCUACCGCUCUCUGCCUUACCCGCUGAAGAAGAAGGACGGGAAAAUGCACUACGAGUGCAACAUUUGCUACAAGACGUUCGGCCAGCUCUCGAACCUCAAGGUUCACCUGCGGACGCACUCUGGCGAGCGGCCGUUCAAGUGCAACGUUUGCACCAAGAGUUUCACGCAGCUGGCCCACCUGCAGAAGCACCACCUGGUGCACACGGGCGAGAAGCCGCACCAGUGCGACAUUUGCAAGAAACGCUUCAGCAGCACGUCCAAUCUCAAGACGCAUUUGCGACUGCACUCUGGGCAGAAACCCUACGCUUGCGACCUCUGCCCGGCCAAAUUCACCCAGUUUGUCCACCUCAAGUUGCACAAGAGGCUCCACACCAACGAGCGGCCCUACACGUGCGGCGGAUGCCAGAAGAAGUACAUCAGCGCCAGCGGACUGCGCACCCACUGGAAGACGACCAACUGCAAGCCCAGCAGCCUCGAAGAGGAGAUGGCCCUAGAGCGAUCGCCUACCGAUUCGGCCGGCUACGACUGCAACGGCUCCGACGUCGAAGAAGGAAUGGAAGACAAGGACGAGGAAAUGAGCCUGGACGGAAUGAGCUGUGAUAGCGACUCGCUGGCCAUUCAACAGCAUCACCGACAAGGCCAGCACGAACACCACCACGAAAUGGGUGUCAAUUCGACGUCGGGCCGACGUUCUCAGUCGCCCGACGAAGGAAAUAUGCACGGAAACGGGAGACAACAAUCGGGAAACUACGAUGCCGAUUCGUCUCGUCCUAGCGUCAUCGAGACGGCCAACAAAGCGCCCCAAGUCAUCGAAUGCACGUAGGAAAUACGAAAAAGAAACUCGACUCGACUCGACUAUAAAACUGUGCGACGCGUUUUUCUUUUUCGUGACUUGACGAAGCAGACGACUUGAAAGUGGGUUCAGCGUCCUUGCAGACGACAUUAGACGAACGCAACUCUUUGAGUGUAUGUCUAGCUCUCUAAAUUAUUUAUUUAUUUUUCUUUUUUGGGGGGAGGGAGAGAGACGUGUGACGAGACGUAACGAAAACUCAGACGGAUCAAUACCAUCUUCAUUAACGUACCGAACCCACCGUUAGAACAAAAACAAAACAACUCCUCUUCUGUUUGACUCUGAUGACAUUUACAACAGCUAAGAGAAACUCUCAUCUAAUGUUUUUUUUCUCUCUUAAAUAUCUCUCUUUUCUCUCUUUAAAUUAUAUAUAGUAUAUACCUCCACAUUGUUUGGUAUUUUUUUAUUUAUGUAACUACAUGACAAUCAUGUUGACAAUGGCGUUUUGAACGCCAGGAGGACACAAAGUUUUAUUUUUCAUUUAUUUAGUAAGACUGUGAAACGUCGUUGACAAAUAUGGGGACAUGACUAUCGACACACAAUUUUUAUACAUUUUUUAAUUAUUAUUAUUAAGUUAUAUAUAUUUGCACAACAAGUUUUGUUGUUGUUUUUUUGUGGGUUUCCAUUUCCUCCCCCCAUCUCCCAGCAAGUUAUUUAUAUUUUUUUCCCCCAAUUUGUUGAUUUUUUAUACCCUCACCCCGCGUUGCUGUGUUAUUUGUUGUACAUUUUUCAUUAUGUUUUUCUUUUUUUAUAUAUAUAAGAAUGAUGAUGAAACUCUUGUUGGAAUCUCUCACGAAAAAAAAGAAGAAAAAAAAAGUUUAAAUGAAAAGGCACUUGAUCUCAGGAAAAUUGCAACAAUAAUUUUGGGCAACGAGGAAAAAAACAAAAAAAUAUGUGUGACUCGACUUGUGAUGCUUGAAGUGUAUGGAUUGGACAAAAUGCUUGUAAUAAUGGCGAUGCUGGUUUUGCGUGCCACGACGCAUUCCACAUUUUACCUUGUCGACUGAUGGACUAGAAAAGACGAUAGAUAUUGUUUUUUUAAAUGAUCUGCUCCCCUCCUUUCAGAGUGCCUUCUUUCUCUUGUAUCAUUUAUAUACAUAGAUAUAUACAUAUUAUAUGCAAAUCAUCCCAUAUUUCUAGCUCUACCCCUCAUUUUUUUUAAAAUUUUGAAACCUGGAUGUGAUGCUGUCAUAUUUAUAUGCCUUUAGUUGUAUUUCUCUCAACAUUCGUUGGUCUUCCCCAUAUCAUUGGUGUCUAUUGUUUUUACUGGAUUGAUUCAACGUCUUCAACUCUUUUGAUGCAAAAUGGCAAUAAUAGUUGACAAUGAAAUGUCAAAAAGUAGUGAACGAAAGAGGAAGGAUUUGUUGUGCUGCCUGUGCCUCGAUGUUGACGUUGUAGGUACAACACAUUUCGAGAUUUACAAAUUCAUUUCCACUUUUACACCCUCCCUCUCCAACAUUUUGGAAGUCGAAAGUAAUCCUUGUCAAUUUCUCAAAAGUAUAUUCCCCUCCCCUUAACUUAUUUUCCCGGCUACACUUAGCAAUUAAAAUAAAAACAAAACAAAAAAUUGCAUUUCUCAAAGACGUUUGCAUCGAAAAGAAAGAAAAUACACUCAAAUAUGUGUUCGAAAAAUGAA